UAUAUUUUAAGGAAAAAUAGUUGCAUUAUACAAAUUAAUGUAUGUUCUUUCAGGAUACAUAUAUAUGAAAUGAAAACAACAGUGAGAAAAAGAAGAUAUAGGAAGAAAAGGAAGUCUUGUUUCCAGAAUUAAUAAUUAAAAAUGGUUGCCAAAAUAUAAACUUUUAGGAAGAAAACACAGACUUUAUAGUCUCCUGUGUCUAUUCUGGUGAUGAAUUUAUUUCUGAGACCCCUCAUGUCUACACUGCACACGAGCAGACAAGUCAGCCUGGUCCAAAAAACUUUGUAAUAUGAGUAAGGCAAAGAUUUUAUAUUCAAAUAAGAACAUUCUCAAUCUAAGUUAUACUGUAACACAUGCUAUUGCUGUUUGUCUUAGAAUAAAAAAGACAAGGCUGGGCCAAUGGCACAAGAGGAUACAAAAUUAUCGAUGUUGGUGUUUUGAAACGAGGGUGCCGAUAAGCCGUAAAAAGUGCGGGCGUUUUCAGGCGAGUUUGGCGUUUUGAAAAAAAUUCAAGUAUUCGCCCGAAAAAACCCGUUUUUGAUGGUUUUUGAAAAAGCUUACUUUAUAAAUAACUUAUAUAUAAACUUUAUUAACUCCUUUCUCAUCAAGCGCCUUCUUCCCAAGCAUCGUCCGCAUGGUUUGUUACAAGGAAUUGCAUUUCGGGAAUGUUCCGGGUGAGUUUAGGAAUGUUCUGGGUGAGUUCGGGAAAGUGCGGGCGGUUUCGGGGGACAACCGCCAAUUUUAGUUGAAAUAUCGCCUGAACUCCGUUUGUGACUUAUCGGCACCCUCUUGUUUUGAACAAUGCAAUUUUGUAAUAACAUUAUAUGUGGCGUUUGGGAAGGUGCAAAGAGCAAGUAACGUGAAAGUUCAGCACUAAAAGAAAUGGUUUAGCAAGUAAAUUAUCCCUUAAAUGAAGCAAUUGUAACAAAUAUAGCUACACCUUUUUUUGCUAGUAAAAAGGGGCCAAUCAACAAAAGUAUACCAAGCGUAUUAACAUAAAUCUGAAAUCUGUAUAUGCCCGCCAAACAUUUAGACAUGCUGGACUACAACGUUUCUGUUCUAAUAUGGACUCAUGUACUGCCUCCAUUAUAUAAUGGUCCAUGUCAAACAAUUUUAAAACAUUUAAGCACCAAGGUAGUUGAACUUGCUGAAUUUGUUUCACGAUAUUAACCAAUUGGAAAAUUGGACUCAGACAUCAUUCUUUUAUAAUUCUAUCAGAAAUACCUGUUUAUAAAAUCUAUGUGAUAAUUAUAUUGACAGCACUAGGACACUCCAAGGAACUUUUGUAAGGUUUUUUAGACUUUCACUCCAGUACAUCUUUAUUUUUUCAUAGUCAAAGUUUUUAAACACAAUUUUCUCUGUUUUCCGGAAUUAGGGGGUGAAAAAGUCUGCAAAUGAUUAAAACCAAACGGGUGGUUUAUUUUUUUUUUCAAUUUUGUAUAUUGUUUUCUGAUGUUAUUUGACACAAAACGACUAUCUCACUUUUUUGAUUUUUUCUUUUUUUGAUUUUAUAUUUUAAAAAACAGAUUUUUGGAAUUUUACCCCCUGGACGGAAAAAAUUCAAAAAAAUAAGACAGUCAUUUUGUAUACUUUUUAUUUUAAAGCAACUUUGCAUAGUUAUUUUAUUUAUAAAAUGUUGAUUUUGUUAGUAAUAAUCUGCAGACAAUUUUAGUCAUUUUAACUUUAUCAGCCUAACCCCCGUCUCCAAUAUUACUUUUUGGAUUUUUUUUUCACUUUUCCAAAAAUUUGGUCAAUAAUUUUUAAUUUUGGAAAUUUCAAUUAUAUAUGUUUAAGUUAUCAUGUGUAAUCACAGCUGAUUGUAUAAAAGGGAUUUUUAGAAAAUUUUGGUGUUUGACCACCUUAAGUCUAUGGUAUUCUGAAUGAACGAAGUGCAGAAAUACUAAACUGUGCCACCUACAAUUGUCUAGGAGUAAUUUUAUUUCUGAUACUUUGAAAUAAAUGUAUUUAAUCAAAAUAAAAUCUAUUUGUCACCAUUUAAAUCUAGUUUUGAGUUUAUAAGCAUUAUAGACAUAGUUACCACAUAGUUACCACAAUUUUGUGUUCUUUUAAUUUGCUAAACUUGAAAAUGAAACUUCAAAUGAUUAUGCACAAUAGAUUAUACUGAAUGUGAUUUUGCGAUAGAAAAACGAAACAAAAACAGCCUCAAAGUUGUUUUUGCUUACCUACUUUCGCAUGUUGCAUGUUGUUAAAUUGUUGAAAAUUAUAUUUACGAUUAUGUUGUUCUACUGGAAUUUAUGCCCCUUACAAUCCAGGCUGAGUUAACACCAUCUGACAUCACAAACCAACAAAAUAUAUACAAACCAAGUUGACUUUUGUUUGAUAAUGGUGAUUAAUUAAAUUAUGGCUUUUUGGGGGUCAAAUUUGCACAUAAUAAAAUGUAAAAUGUAAAUUUUUUUUAUGCCAUGUUUUUUUAUUUCAUAAGAACACAGAUAUUUUCAUAAUAGAUGUUUAUUCUGACAUGCAGGAUAUUGUUCCAAUGUUUUUUAUUUGUUUUGAUAUGAUAUAUAUCUUACUUUAGAAGAAAUAUAUGAAAAUUGGAAUGAGUAAUUUAGCAAGAGCAGUUAGAAACUCCUAUGACUCACUGACUCCUGACUUUCGUAAUAAAUUUGUUAAAAGUUGUUCUGUCUCAUCUUCAGAAAGAAAUUUCUUCAGAAAAGUUCAACAUGUUAAGAAGUACUAGAUCAACAAGAAGGAACACGCAUUCAGCCUUUGAAGAUGCAACAACCUGGAUACUAAACCAACAAGACAGACCAGAGUUGUUUGUGGCCUAUAUUAAUGAAUAUAUUGGGAAGGGUGUUUUUACUAAAGAAAAAAUUCCCAAGAAUACAUUUUUAGUCGAGUAUGCAGGUGAUUUAAUAACGAAAGAAGAAGGAGAAAUUAGAGAAAUCAAUUAUGAAAAGGAGGGUUGCUUCCUGUACUUUUUUGAAGAUAAUUUGCAAAAAUAUUGUAUUGAUGCUACAUAUUAUCAAAACAGAAUUGGCAGGUAUGUUAAUGACUCUCCAAAAGGAAAUUGCAAGGUUAGAAAAAUCCAUUACAAUGAUCGAAUACAUCUUUGUUUGUAUUCAACUGAAGAAAUCCCCUCUGGAACUGAACUCAGAUAUGACUACUGUGCUCCUAACUUAUGGUGGCGUCAGCAGAAUAAAAAGACGAAAAUGCCAUAUACGGUUGCUGAUUUAAAGGAUGCAGAAUUUCCUAGAAAGUUGACUGAUAUCUCUAAAUAUGAAGUUCUUGAUUUAAAUAUGUCAAUAAACCUGUCACACAAAAUUGAUGAAGGAAUGUCUGCUGUUGUAUAUAAAUUGCUACAGCCAAAUAGAUGUGCUGCUGUCAAGUGCUUUAAACAAAAAGUAAUGAAGAAGAAUUUAAUCAUUAUAGCUGAGCAGUUGUGUAAAUUGAAGCAUGAGAAUAUUGUACAAUUUCUUGGCUAUAGCGUUCACCCAUCUGCUUUCCUUUUUGAAUUUUGUGAAGUAUAUCUUGAAGGUGAGAAAGUGAACAAUUUGCGUCAGUUGUUAUCAAUACAUAAUAGCAAUGGUAAUUUUGUCUUUGAUGAAAGAUUAAAUUACAUUCAGCAAGCAACAAGGGGGUUGAUUUUUUUGCAUGAAAAUAGCAUAGUUCACCGGGAUUUUAAACCUAGCAAUCUACUAGUGACUAAUAACAAUAAACAAAUUCAAAUAAAAAUUACAGACUUUGAUGAAAUGGUUAUUUUGCAACAAACUAUCACAAGCACUAUCACUUUGAAUAGUCUUAAAGGCAUGACCCUUGCCUAUACAGCACCUGAAUUGUGUUCAAGAGCUGCAAAAAAGCCAUCAAAAGCAACGGAUACUUACUCCUUGGCUAUUUCAAGCUAUGAAAUAAUGUCUGAUCUUAAUUCUCCAUGGCAAGAUGUUUUACCUUUGCUAAAUGAUGGCUUGCUUUUACAAGCUCUAAAAGAAGAUGAAAGACCAGAUAUUAGCCAUGUGUCAAAUUUGUACAAUUUACCUGAGUGUGAAUUAGUCAUGGAUCUUAUAUCGAAAGCUUGGAGUCCUAAAUUUGAGGAAAGGCCAAGUACUGUGGAGUGUCUAAAUCUCUUUACUGAUGUGAGAAAUUCCCUGAAAGCAAGUAAUGUGGCAACGACUGUUCACAUUAAAUCUGAAGAAGAUAACAUCGAUUUUAAUUGUGUUGAGAGUUUUAAAGUAGUAGGUGGAAUAAUGGAGAUUACGCUGGAACCAGAUGAAAAGACACACACAAAUAAGCCUGUUGAGGAUUUUUUCACAGAUGAUUUACAAUUUCUAAUGAGUGAAGACGAGGAUCCUGCCCUUAGGUCCGACCUUAAGAACUGUAUAGAAAGUUUUCAGAAUAAAGAUGAAGAUCAAAACAAAGAUUUUAUUCUAAAAGACUGCGCACAGGUCACUUCAACACCUGAUCAGAAUAAAACGAAUAAAGGUGAAGACCAAAACAAAGAUUUUAUUCUAAAAGACUGCUUACAGGUCACUUCAACACCUGAUCAGAAUAAAACGAAAUUUUGCCGAAAACGUAAAAAUAAAUGGCGCUUAAAAAAUUUUGUUUUAAAGAACAGUAAGAGAAAGAUUAACAAUCUCAGCCAGGUGUCAUUGCUAAACGAUUCUGGUUUUAUGAUAGAUACUGAUGUGCAUGUUGUUGAUACAGACCAAAGUGCAUUGAGCGUAAGCCGUACUUCACUUACUUCGUCAAUUGAACAUAAAUCUGCACGGACAAUAGUAAAAAAGCGCCGAAGAAAGAAACCGUACAGAUACUGCAUUUUUUGCAAAAAGAAAAUGUCAUAUUUAAGAAGGCAUAUCAGAUCAAAGCAUAAACACCACCCUGAAGUGAAGGUUGUACUCAAACUUAAAAAAAAAGAGCAAUUUGCAGCUUAUGAGGACUUCAGGCGCCGAGGAAUCUUUGAAUAUAAUAUGAAAGAAGCUUUAAAUGAAAAACCUGAAUUUGAGCGAGAGAGACGUGGAAGGGAUCAAAAUGAUUUGGUAUACUGUAAUAACUGUAAGAAAUUUAUUUCUCGGAGAUUUUGGUAUCAGCAUAUGAAAAACUGCCAGGCUAAUUCGUGUAAAAAAACUGUUCCCGUACCUAUCAACUUGUUAUCAUUACCAGAAAACUUAAGAAUAACUGAUGAUUUCCGUGACAAUAUCUUAUCAAAAUUCCAAAGGGAUAAUAUUGGUGAUAUAUGCAGGACAGAUAACACCAUCAUUAAAGUUGGGACAGUGUUUUAUCAUAAAGAUAAAAGAAAAUGCGAGAAGUCAUUUGAAGUCAGAAAGUCUGUCAGGACAGACAUGCGAAGAAUUGCUCACAUGUACAAUUUAUUUCUUAAGCAAAAUGACAUUGAAAGGCCAAAUGGAGAUGCAAGUGAUAUGUUCAACCGUAGAAAUUUUGAACAUUUAAAAAAUGUUAUUGAUGUAUACACAACCAGUGAAGACAACGAACUUAAGGCUGGUUUAAAACAAAAUAUUUACUACUUACUAAAACGCGUUGCAAAGGUUUUGAAAGGCCAUUACUUAGUUUCUAGUGACGAUUCCGCUGCUGAAGAAAUUGACCGAUUUAUUUCUGUGUUAGAAAUGUAUGAAGACUUUGUAUUUGCAGAUGCAACCUACCAACUAAACAAAAACAAGAAUAUAAAACUGCGAAAACCUUCCGAGCUGCCAUUGGAGGAAGACAUGCAACUUCUUAAGAACCAUGUAAUGCAAAGGAUGAAAGAGCUUUUGCAAGAUCCUUUCACAAUAUUUGAUGUGUCUUCGUAUGUCGAGUUGCGAGAUUGUGCUUGCUGUAGAUUAACUUUGCUAAAUGCACGUAGAGGAGGAGAGCCAGCACGUAUGUUGUUAGAUGACUUUCAGCAGGCGAUUAAUGAUGCUUGGAUAGAUAGACAACGCAUUGAUUACUUAGAUCCUCUUGAUCAAUUAUUAGUUGAUACAAUCAAGAUUUCAUAUAUGACUGGAAAAGGCAACAAUCAUAUAGUCCCGGUUCUUAUUCCACCAGAUACAAUAGAUGCUCUAAAAAAACUGGCUGACCCAGAUAUAAGAAGUGACGUUGGAAUUCUACCUGAUAAUAACUACCUUUUUGCCAGCACAAGGAAAUCUGAAGGACAUACGUCUGGCUGGCAUGCAGUUCACAAUAUAAUUGAAAAAAUAGACCUAAAGAAGCCAGACAAUAUUAAAGCGACAUCCAAUAGGCAUAGGGUCAGUACCCUUUAUGCUGCACUUCACAUACCAAAAUCAGAUCGGGAUUGGUUUUACAAACACAUGGGACAUUCUCGUGCUAUUAACGAAGGAACAUAUCAAGCCCCUCCUGCCCUUAUGGAGAUUACGAAAGUUGGAAAGCAACUCCUUCAGAUAGAUGCAGGUAACGGAGCAUCACAAAGAAAAUUUGAAGGACAAAGUAGAGUUAGUACAGAAACUUCAUGUGACGAAGCAUCACAGAGAUUAUUCAAAGGGAACGAAAAGAAACCAAGUUCGGAAAAAACCUGUGUAAAACAAUCAGGAAAAAACGUACUAUCACGAAAAUCUGAGAAAAGUUACUCCAUGCGCUCUCGGUCGAAAGUUUGUAAACGUAAACGUUAUGACCACGAAGAUGACGACGAUUACGAUGAUGAUGAUGAUGAUGAUUACCAUCCCCAAAAUAGCGUUGAUUUGUCAUGUGACAAAGAAAAUGAAUUAUUACCGGUGAGAACCAAUGCAAACAUGGAGCGCUCGUACUUGGCUUGGCCAGAAUCUGUCCAUGUGAAAUUCCUGAAAAUGUUUGAAAAAUACAUCAGAAGAGAAUCGCAAAAUCCAAUGCCCUCCCGUGAAGAGAUGAAUUUUUUUCUGGAAGAAAAUAGUCUUGACAUUCCCUGGCAAAAAGUUCGAACAAAGAUUAAUAACGAACGAGCAAAGCGUGACAGAAUCAAGAAGAGUAACCUAGAAAAGAUACUUAAAACCUCAUAGAUUUUCUUUUAUAUCUUUAUUAUAUGAACGUCAUCCCUUGGAAAUAAAAAGUAGCAAAAAAAUUUGAAACCGGUUUUUCAAAUUUAUUCUUUAUUUUAUGUUAUAUAUUUGUAGGACCAUCCCGUUCAUUAUCUAUAUUCAUUGAUACGAGUAUUUUGUUCAUUUCCAUGAUGUUUUGUAACAUAAAAUUUCACUAAAGUGUAAUAAAGUGGAAAAAACAUAUUGCUUUGUCGCUAUUGAUGCCCCCGAAAUCUCGUCUUUCAAAGGAUCCAAGCUAAAAAAAAAUAUGUGUGACAACACAGCUUCAAAACCCUUAAUAGAGAUCACUUAGAACGAAGGAGUAGAAGCAGAACGUUGUUUAUAUCUUGUAUUUGUUGACACAAUGAUGAAUUAAAUUGAAACGAUUAUUGAAAGUGGUGGAUUCAAAAUAGAAGAGUGAGUAAAGUCGGGCGUGAGUAAAAAGCAAAAAGGAACCUGUUCAGAGGUCAGUAAGAGAGGACGGGAAGACGGGAAAAAAGAUUGAGUACUCCGGACGCUAUAUGAUCCUGAAAAAGAUAUGUUUCAGUUUCACCCGAAAACAAUGGUUAAAGGUUUCCCACCUCAUACUACAAAACGGAUUUUACUGUCAUACGUUAAUUCGUAUUACGAUCUGCUGGACAUAUUGUCACCCUAACGGUAUGAGACAAAAUAAUGCUACGCAAACUUUUGGGUACAAGACAAAAAACUAGGAUGGGACUCAUUUUUUAGGAGAUUCCUCUUUUGGAUGAAUUGAAUUCAAACGGCGCAUUAAACCUAAUAACGCUAUUGGAAAUCCAACAUUAGUAAUAAUUUCCGAUGGAUCAGUGGAGCCAUAUAGUGCAGUUAUCUAUGCUCAUUAAAAACUUCUGGAUGGAACAUAUGAAGCGCGUCUUCUCGCUGUAAAUAAUCGCAUAGCGCCCAAAAAGGUAUUGAAAAAAGAUUACCUGAUUUCAUACAACAAGACUUAAAUUCAAAAAAAGUCAUGCAUAUCGUUGAUCGCUAAGAAAAGUUACGGAUUUAAUACCGUUGCGAAAAAUAGGUAUGAGACAAUACAACAGAGCACCCAUCCUUCAAAAUAGUUUUGGAUCACUAAAAGUAGCCAUAUUGUGACUGGAUAAUGAAGGGGAAAAAUUCCAACGAGCUCCGUUGUAUAAGCGUCUAGCAAAAUUGUCCUACGUUCUUAAAAUCAGGAGUCUACGAUUGGCCAAUCGUUAGCCAAUAAAAUAUUGAAGAAUUACCGUGAAGAAAUCGCAAAAUAUUAGUGAUUUCUAUGGUGUAAGGAAAUCUUGAUGAGGGCCUUUGUCGAAUUUUUUAUUUUUGUGUCGAACAUAAAGGUAAAGAAAAGCCAAGGCAAGGGCAGGCAAGGCAAAGAUAUCCUGUAUCCGUGGGAUCCGACAUCGGUCAGGUAUCUGGCAUCGGUAUGCCUACUAUUUCGGGAAAAUAUGUAGCCGAUUACAUGAUACGCACAAACUAACGUAUGGGACUGUUGAACAAACAAACGGACAUAUUGCCAAGGAAAACCAGUAAUUCUUUGUUGUUAAUUGGUAUGUGACAUGGAACAGUCGAGGCACGGUUUAUUAAGUAAAUCCACUGAUCGAACUAUACUGCUCUCAAAAGGAAACAAGUAGCCUAUGAUUCUAAAGAAAGCGAAAUCUGCAAAAACAGUUAAUAAAGGAAAGACUAUUGAUAUAAUUGAAAUCGCAUUGUCAUAGUGGAAAUUGACAAGGAUACCGCAAUGUAUGAAGAGCGUGUUUUAAUGAUAUGACAUAUGCAUCAGUCGACACGGUUGUGUUGUUUUCUAAGUAACACAGAUGCGGAAUUACGUAGAGGAGACGUUUUUAUUACAUUUUGUAUGUAAUUUUCAUAAAGGUUUUCUCAGCAAUUUGAUAUAAUGUUGUCUAA
Hydractinia symbiolongicarpus is the source of this 8861-nucleotide messenger RNA. RefSeq lists its product as uncharacterized. Lineage: Eukaryota; Metazoa; Cnidaria; Hydrozoa; Anthoathecata; Hydractiniidae. The transcript is spliced from 33 exons. Bases 2685 to 6941 code for a protein of 1418 amino acids. The record is from RefSeq and is a predicted model, not a curated record. Gene Ontology annotation, biological process: DNA recombination; protein phosphorylation; DNA integration. Gene Ontology annotation, molecular function: protein binding; DNA binding; protein kinase activity.